This is a messenger RNA of Grosmannia clavigera kw1407, 2061 nucleotides long. RefSeq names its product ubiquitin-like activating enzyme. Lineage: Eukaryota; Fungi; Ascomycota; Sordariomycetes; Ophiostomatales; Ophiostomataceae. Gene Ontology annotation, biological process: protein sumoylation. The transcript is spliced from 3 exons. Gene Ontology annotation, molecular function: SUMO activating enzyme activity. Bases 1 to 2061 code for a protein of 686 amino acids. The record is from RefSeq and is a predicted model, not a curated record. Gene Ontology annotation, cellular component: cytoplasm; SUMO activating enzyme complex.
AUGGCGACCGGGUCGGAUGCAGGGCCGGUUGUGCCUGGAACAGCGACAGCCACUCUGCCAGCAGCGACAGCGGCUGCGGCACCUACGACGGGCGGCCUGGGGCGCGACGUGCACAACUCGCAUGCGCUGGGCCGGACGCUCAACGCGCACGUGAAGCAGGCUCGCGUCCUCAUGGUGGGCGCCGGUGGCAUCGGCUGCGAGCUGCUCAAGACGCUGGUGCUGACAGGCUUCGGCGAGGUCCACAUUGUCGACCUGGACACCAUCGAUCUAAGCAACCUGAACCGACAGUUCCUCUUCCGGCACGAGCACAUCAAGAAGUCCAAGGCGCUGGUGGCGCGUGACGCGGCGCAGCGCUUCAACCCACAGGUGCGGCUGGUGGCGCACCACGCCAACAUCAAGGACGCGCAGUUUGACGUGGCCUUUUUCCGCGGCUUUCGCAUCGUCUUCAACGCGCUCGACAACCUGGACGCCCGGCGGCACGUGAACCGCAUGUGUCUGGCCGCCGACGUGCCGCUGGUCGAGAGCGGCACCACCGGCUUCAACGGCCAGGUGCAGGUUAUCCGUCGCGGCGUCACGGCCUGCUACGACUGCAGCCCCAAGGAGGCGCCACGCUCGUUUCCCGUCUGCACUAUCCGCAGCACGCCCAGCCAGCCGAUCCACUGCAUCGUCUGGGCCAAGAGCUACCUGCUGAACGAGAUGUUUGGCGACAGCGAGGACGAAUCGGCCUUUGACCACUCGGCCGACGCCCAGAAUGCUGCCGAGAUCGUCGAGCUGCGCAAGGAGUCUUUUGCCCUCAAGGCGCUGCGCCGUGCUGUCGGAACCCCGGCCUUUGCCCGUCGGCUGUCCGACAAGGUCUUCCGCGCCGACAUCGACCGUCUGCGAUCCAUGGAGGAUAUGUGGAAGUCACGUGACCCGCCCCAGGUCCUGGCCUAUGACGACAUCGUGGCCGCGACGGCUGCGGCUGGCCUAGGACCAAACAACCCCGAGGCCGUGGCCGUUCUGCUGCGCGACGGCCAAAAGGUCUGGACGCUCGAGGAGAGCGUCGUGGUAUUCAACGACAGCAUUGAGCGGCUCAGCCGCCGUGUAGCCCAGCUGCGCGAAGCCGGCAACGCCGACGCCGACGCGCUGAUCGAGUUUGACAAGGACGACAUCGACACCCUCGACUUUGUGGCCGCCAGCGCCAACAUUCGGUCCACGCUGUUCGGAAUUGAGCACCGGUCGCGCUUCGACAUUAAGCAGAUGGCGGGCAACAUCAUCCCGGCCAUUGCCACAACCAAUGCCAUCGUCGCCAGUCUCUGCGUCCUGCAGUCUUUCAAGGUUCUGCAGGGCGAUUAUGACGCCGUGAAAGAGGUCUUCCUCACUCCCUUCGCCUCGGACCAUCUCCUAGCGGCCGACCAGCCGCGCCAGCCGAACCCCGAGUGUCCCGUCUGCAGCUCGUACCAGACGAGCGUCCGCGCAGACCUGUCCAAGGCAACGCUGGCUGACGUGGUCGAGCUCAUCGUCAAGACACAGCUCGGCUUUGGCGACCGCGAUUUUGUCGUCAGCAAUGACGUCGGCAUCCUGUACGACGUCGAGGAGACAGACAACCUGGAGAAGCAGUUGAGCGACCUGGGCGUUCGACCUGGCAGCUUCCUCACGGUGAUCGACGACGAGGACGAGGACCCCUAUGUCAACGUGGUCAUCAACAUCGAGGACAGCAAGGGGGAGCCGCUUCCGGACGGAAACCCUGUCGUUGCUGUCGGCCUCGAAGGUCCGCCCAACAUUCGUCGGCGGCCUAAGAAGACGACGCCUCCCUCUCCUCCCCCAUUAGCGGAGGCCAACGGCACGGCCAAGCAAAACGGAAAACACGCGCUUGACAUAGACGAUGACGAUGUCGUUCCCUUGGACGGCCCGGCGCCCAAACGGCCGCGAGUGGACGAUGUUGUCCCCGCCAGCAAUGGCAACGGCGAGUCGGCAGCAAAAAAAAAGGCAAAGCCCGGCGAGGACGUCCCUGCUAGCAACGACGACAUUAUAAAUAUCGAAGACGUGUCGAAUGGCGCCAUAGUCAUUGACGACGACUGA